This is a messenger RNA of Procambarus clarkii (red swamp crayfish), 690 nucleotides long. Its product is annotated as DNA-directed RNA polymerase II subunit RPB1-like. NCBI's taxonomy places the organism in Eukaryota, Metazoa, Arthropoda, Malacostraca, Decapoda, Cambaridae. The record is from RefSeq and is a predicted model, not a curated record.
AUGCUGAGUCAGCAUGAUGUUCCCAUGAUGCACAUCAGCGUUAAUCUGGCCAUCAGAGUCCUCGUUAAUCACCACAACAUCAGCUCACAUCACAGUGUUCUCGGGUCGUUCCUCACGUCUUAUACUAAUUCCUCUCCCACUUGCAAUCAGCCCUCUCCCACUUGCAAUCAGCCCUCUCCCACUUGCAAUCAGCCCUCUCCCACUUGCAAUCAGUCCUCUCCCACUUGCAAUCAGCCCUCUCCCACUUGCAAUCAGCCCUCUCCCACUUGCAAUCAGUCCUCUCCCACUUGCAAUCAGUCCUCUCCCACUUGCAAUCAGUCCUCUCCCACUUGCAAUCAGUCCUCUCCCACUUGCAAUCAGUCCUCUCCCACUUGCAAUCAGUCCUCUCCCACUUGCAAUCAGUCCUCUCCCACUUACAAUCAGCCCUCUCUCACUUACAAUCAGCCCUCUCUCACUAAUAAUCAGUCCUCUCCCACUUACAAUCAGUCCUCUCCCACUUACAAUCAGUCCUCUCCCACUUGCAAUCAGUCCUCUCCCACUUGCAAUCAGUCCUCUCCCACUUGCAAUCAGUCCUCUCCCACUUGCAAUCAGUCCUCUCCCACUUGCAAUCAGUCCUCUCCCACUAAUAAUCAGUCCUCUCCCACUUGCAAUCAGUCCUCUCCCACUUGCAAUCAGUCCUCUCCCACUUGA